This is a messenger RNA of Cuscuta campestris, 742 nucleotides long. The record is from the annotation of a GenBank genome assembly. NCBI's taxonomy places the organism in Eukaryota, Viridiplantae, Streptophyta, Magnoliopsida, Solanales, Convolvulaceae.
UAUAAAAUUAUAUUUUCACGGUUCAGAUUAAACUCUUCAAAGGUGGCGGAUGACUCAUAAAAAACUUGCCAAGUAGACCCGCCACAUGUCGACAUUCUCAUAAUCACCCCGAUUUUCGGAAUUUCUGCGUUCCGUUACAGACACUAGACAAUUACAUGAAUACACGGAAUCCCUGGCGAUGCAUCAGCAAACAAAAUCGCAAAUACAAUCUGAUUCCAGCAAAUAUGGGGGUGACACAGAUUCAAGCCACAAGAACUCGAGGUCCAGGGGACAACCAGUUCUGACCAGACAUCCAUGCCGCUGGAUCGGCUCUCGCCAUCCAUGUUCCCAACCAUUGCCACAGAUCGAUUCUAACGAGGUCACCACCAGCACGUUUUAACCGUUUUUGAUUUGGGGUUUCAUGCCAUUUUUGCCCAUACACCGUUGGAUCUCUAUCGACUGUUUUCAUCAUGACCUAAAUAUGGCGGGAGUCUGGAGUUUCAUAUUCCCCAAAAGUAGUUUGCUGUAUCAUUGUGAUGGAACAGAAGCCCCUUUGGAAUCCUCUAUUUUGCAACUGAGUAGCUUUAAUCUCAGUCGACUUGCUGAAACAAAGUUCAUGUUCUAUUUACUUGACCAACAUCACAGAUCAAUAUGUAGCAUUUAAGGUCUGAUGUUCUUGGUCAGUUCAUGCCUUUGGUCGGGAAGGAUUGGACUCAUUCUGGAAUUCCUUGACUUUUUUCGGCAAUAAAGGUAUUGUUGGGGU